AAGUUUACUGCAAUCUCUGCACGGGGGGAGGGAGAGAGAGGGAGAGAGAGACAGAGAUUACCAACAUGAGAGCAGGUAGAAAGUUUAGGGCAAGAAUCCUUCCAGCUUCAACAACUGGCUUGGUCCCGUGAUGUGUGUAGCCAUGGAGAGUGGAAUAAACCCAUGCACUCUGUGAAAGCAGCCAAAGGAGUUUGGGCAACACAAAAAACCCUCAAAUAUGAUGAAGAACGAAGAAACAAGUUUUAAUAUGGACAGCGCCAGAGUCUCUCCCUUCUCCCACUGCCUGCAGCCUCUGAGCCCCACAAAGCCCCACAGAACAACCCCAUUUGGUGGAGAAUUCAGAUCACAACUCUCAAAUUUCCGCUAUGGCCCUCCUCCUCUUGGAGACAUAGAAACAUUCCAGGGGUCCUUGGAAGGAGGGUCUCGGAAACGCAAGAGCAUGCCAACAAAAAUGCCUCCUGCUGUUGCCCUUGAGGGUUCCUCAUCACCACUAGAUAGACCUGAAGAUAACAAUGACAUAGGCUCUUCCAGUCUGCCCUUGGUGUUCCAACAGCCAGCACAGCCCAAGUACAGUUCCCAGAUGAUAGACCUCUGCAACUUUGGUUUCCAGUUCUACAGAACUCUGGAGCAUUUCGGAGCCAAGCCCAUUAAGCAAGAAGCAGUGAAGCCUAACACGGCAUGGCCCAGUAGCCCAACAUUCAUGCAAUCUCCUUACCCUUAUUAUCCUAAAGUCCACCCUGGCUUAAUGUUCCCUUUUAUUGUGCCACCAAACUUUCAUUUCAGGAACCCCUUUCAACCAAAAAGACCUCCAGAAAUACCCUUCAGAAGGUCUGAAGUAAGAGAAAGUGGUGAAAAUAAGCAGAAAGUGGAAAGAGUUGAUGUCAACCUGCAGAUAGAUGAUAGUUACUAUGUUGAUGUGGGAGGUGAACAGAAACGCUGGCAAUGUCCCAUGUGUGAGAAGUCCUAUACAUCCAAGUACAAUUUGGUCACCCAUAUCUUGGGGCACAGUGGCAUUAAGCCACAUGCUUGCACACGAUGUGGCAAGCUUUUCAAGCAGCUGAGCCACUUGCACACACAUAUGCUGACACACCAGGGCACUCGUCCACACAAGUGCCAGGUAUGUCACAAGGCUUUCACUCAAACCAGUCACCUUAAGAGACACAUGAUGCAGCACAGUGACAUCAAGCCUUACAACUGCAGGAUCUGUGGCAGAGGUUUUGCUUACCCCAGCGAGCUGAAAGCACAUGAGUCUAAGCAUGAGAGUGGACGAGAGAACAUCUGUGUGGAGUGUGGUCUGGACUUCCCAACCCUGGCCCAGCUGAAGAGGCACUUAACAACCCACCGUGGCCCCAUACAGUACAAUUGCACCGAAUGUGAUAAGACCUUCCAGUACCCAAGUCAGCUGCAAAACCACAUGAUGAAGCACAAAGACAUCCGCCCCUACAUCUGCACUGAAUGUGGCAUGGAGUUUGUGCAGCCCCACCACCUCAAACAGCACUCCCUGACUCACAAGGGGGUGAAAGAGCACAAAUGUGGAAUUUGUGGCCGGGAAUUUACUCUGUUGGCCAACAUGAAGCGACAUGUCCUGAUCCACACCAAUAUCAGAGCAUAUCAAUGCCAUUUGUGCUUCAAGAGCUUUGUGCAAAAGCAGACUCUCAAGGCCCAUAUGAUUGUUCACUCUGAUGUUAAACCCUUUAAGUGCAAGCUGUGUGGAAAGGAAUUUAACAGAAUGCACAAUUUAAUGGGACACAUGCACUUGCACUCAGACAGUAAACCUUUCAAGUGCCUCUAUUGUCCCAGCAAAUUCACCUUGAAAGGAAACCUAACCAGACACAUGAAAGUCAAACAUGGAGUCAUGGAAAGAGGAUUUCAUUCUCAAGGUUUUGGAAGAGGAAGAAUUGCUCUGUCCCAGACAAAUGUCUUGAGAAGCUUGGAACAGGAAGAGCCCUUUGAUCUUUCCCAGAAAAGCCAAGGGAAGGGAAUCUCAUUUCAUUCAGAUGGAGAGAGUGCCAAGGGAAGCUCAUGCCAUGAAGAAGAGGAAGACAACUGCUAUGAGGCUGAGCAGUACAGCCCUGCCAUGUACCACCAUGAUGACAGCAAGAUGUACGUGGCUCAAGAUCUGUCUGGCAAACCUGAGUGCAUGAUGAAGGACUUUAGAGAGUCCUACUGCAAAGAAAAGGAAGAAUUGCUGAGUGGGGGAGGACUGGAGAAAAGAAGAGGAAAUUCAGACAAACAGGAGGGCCAAGGAGAGCGAGACCUUGCAAACAGCAAAGAACACCUCAGCUUUAGAUCCUUGGAAAAGGCCAGACUAGGCCACUCUCUCUCUGAUUACUUGUAUUUCAAGCACAGGAACAAAAGUUUAAAAGAAUUGCUAGAAAGAAAAAUGGAAAAGCAAACAAUGCUGAUAGGCAUUUAAAAUGGGCAUUUCAAAAGAUCUGGAAAAUGGGAACCAGAUCAUUUUUACCGUAAGCUAUAAUUUACCAAAACCUGGAAGUUUGUAGUAGUCUUUAGAAAGAAAAGAGCCAAAUUAAUAAAAGUAUUUUAAGGUGGACCACAAACAUUAAAAAAGUAAAAGUAGUCCAAGGUCACUAAGAAAUGCAAUAGAUAGAAACCAAUAACAUUUUUAUGCUUACAUUUUGAUGUACAAGCAGACGAUGGGGUGGGUAUAGAAGUUUAUUUUCUUUUAUCUGGGGUGGUAGAGACAUAUACGUGAUUCUCUAGUUCUCAAAAAAACAGUUUGAUUUAUUAUCUGACUAAAUAUACAUGAACACUUCUAACCAUAUGUCUCAAAAAAACCUGAAAAUACUAAAUAUUCCAUGGUAUAAACCAGAGUACUAUUACGUACUUUGUGUGUGUAAUGUGGAUGUGCACAAAGGUGCUGUCACUUCCAGAACUAACACAGUCCAAAUACUUUAAUUUGCUGAAGUGACUGUUAGUUCUGUAAGUUACAAUGGGAAAUGGGAAACAAAGUAAGAAUAAAAUCUAAUGACUUGUGAGAUAGUGAAGGGCAGCUCUCUGAGGCUUUGCAAGGACUGGAAUUUAUUAUGGUCACAGAACCUUUUUGUCUUGCACAAGAGAUGUUUAUGCCUUGCAAUGUUUCAGUUAGUAUGGGAGCAAUCAGCAGUUCUUCAAGAGAAAUAGCAUGGACUCUGUUGAUAUUUUAUUUUACUGUCUGCUCAGACCAAUAAAUCUAACGAGCAGUAGAAUGUAAAAUCUGCAAGUCUUGCAUGAAGUAAUAUGAGUACUGUAAUUGAGAAAAAGAUGCAAUUUUGCCACUUAUGUCUUCAGUUUAUCUUGGCUAGUGAGGAUAAUUUUGAAAUAUACAGGCAUGAUCAGGUUUUAUUUUAGAAUGUAUACAAAAAAAAGAGCCCUGACAGGGCAAGCUGCACCUCACAGAGGAAAACUGGUUUUGGCUUUCCUCUUACUGGAGACAGAAUUUUUAUCUUAUCAACAUGGCUUGACAAGUAAGCUCGAGGCCUUUAUGAAUAAUUCUACUCACUUUGUUAUUACUGAGUGAUUCCCAGCUUUUCAUCCUCUAAUUCCCGUAUGAUUACAUGUUCAUAACAAAGAUGCAUAUUCCAUUAAGCACAGUCUAUUAAUUGAUGAAUAAUUUCACCACCAUCUGUAUCUUCAAGACAGGUGACAAACAGCCCCAUACCAUCCUUAUAAAGAAAUAAAGACUUAGCCAGUAAUUUAAUUACAUCUAUAUCACUCUAGCAUUCCUCCUCAAACAGUUAAAAUCCAUAUAUACGGCACCUUUUUUUCAAAUAUUACUUCCUUCUGCACUUAUCUAUGAAUUUCUUGAUUUGAAAUGCCUUGCUAUCAUUCUUGCUAUAUCUAUAGCAAGUUAUAAUUAAAUAUAGUCAUAUACUUAAGGCUUUCUAAGGCUAGAGACAAGUAACUGCUUGCUACUUGUCUGCCAUCAUAAAUAAUAACCUAAUGAUGCUCAGACCUACCACUUAAUCAGUGUUCAUAGGGCAGAAGCCCUUAUUUGUCAUAUAAAACUAGCUUUGUGUAGUCUGAGAUUGCAGAGAGUGGUUUCAUUUUUCAGAGCUUAAACAUGACAUAAUGAAUAAUCUGAAUGAAAAGCAGAAAAAGCUAUUGAUAAAGAAGCCAUAACAUAUGGGUGACUCUUCUAAAUGUAAUUAACUACAGCUGAUGUACAUACUUCUUUCAAAUAAAAAGAGUAUACCCUGCUGAAGCUGAAUGUAGGUCACUUCAGGCCUAGAAUUAAUGGUAUCUUUCAAAAUGAGGUGCAUUUCAGACGUAAAUAGCCAUGUUUUUCAGAGAUUAGCUGUUUUAUUACGUACAUUCCGCUUUCUUGCUUCCAUAGCAAGAUAUUGCCUCUUGAAAAAGGAGCCAUUUUCUUUCAAGGAAGACACUGUGAUCAAGCAGAAGAGCACAAUAACUUUCAGAGUAAUGUGUGUAACUGCAUUCUUUCUUAACCCAGAAGGGAAAAGCUGAGCUAGAAAUUCAGCACGGUCUGAGAUUGUCUCUUAGAAAUGGGAGAAAGUCCUUUUGUUACCUUCUUGGUAAUAUCUUUUCUCUGCCAAACAAAGGCUCCAGUUUGAGAACAUGUACAAUCAAGAGCUGGGAGACAUUGACUCUUAGAAGUGUCUCUCUCAAGGUGUUACAUUUUCCACCUGUAUAUGAUUCAAGAUCAGUUCGCUCCACCUUUGCAGCCAUAAUUGUUCCUAUAGUAAGAGGAAUAAGCAAAGAAUCAGGAACUUGGUUGCAAUUUCUAGGAUUUCUAGAUUAUGUGGAUAAAUUGAACUUAACAAGUCCCUUCACUUUUGUGGUGGGUAAAGCAGAAAGGCAUGCAGCUCUUCCUUUGCAAAAUGCUGUUGUCUAUGCAUUGGGGAGUGUUAUGGGACACCUAGACAGUCCUCACCAAGAAAGAGGUAAAUUACAUAUCAACAGCACUUCAGGCAAAUGAAGCAAAGGAGACAUUUACAGCAGAUCUCAUCCCUCAGUAGAUAAUAUCAUAACCACAAAAAUUAUGUCUACUGGAAGUAUUCAGUCCAGAGUUCCCCUAGAAACUAUCUAAGAGAAAGUGCCAGACAUGUUCCUAGGAGGAAAUAACUGCAAACAGUUCUGGGCUGUCUGAAUAGUUAACCCACUUUCAACACCAUCACUGCAACCCAUUUGUCUACUUCUAUAAUCCCACUUCUCCUUAGAGCCAAAGUAACUACCAACCACAUACAUUCAGGUGAAAAGGAGUAGACAUCCCCAGAAUGGCAAUACUAUUUGGGAAUAGUUCAUAAUGUGAAUCCCUUUGAGUGUAUUCUUCCUAGAAAGCUGAGAACAGUCCAUCACAAUGAGGCCUUUGAGACUGUGCCCAGUCAUAGUCACACUAAGCUAAUUCACAAACAUUCAAGCCUAAUUCAUAUUAGAAUAGUAAAGAACUCAUUUAAAACCUUAACUCACCAGUCAGAGGAAUUGCAAACAACAACUAUGGUUGAGGUAAGGAGACAGUGCCAAGUGACCCCAAGCAAAAAGAUUAGGAGAUGAUUGUCCUCCCUUCUGCAGAACAUAAUGGAGCUGGGUCUAAGACACUUGCUACAAAGAGGCCUCUAGGGACAAAUCAGAAGUGAAAUAACAGUCUUUAUUGUGAAGCACCUUGCUUUUCAAACAGAAGUUAUUUUUCACGCUAUUUAUAUUGGCACUGUUUCGGGAACAGACAGUAACAGCCUUUGCUUUUUAAUAGCUUUGAAAAUGCUUUAUAGAAAUUUGCUCUCAUAAUGAAGUUAUUUCCCACUUCUAAUUUUCUAGGGAUUAGCUUCCUUGUUUUGCUUUGAACAGAGGUCCUGCAGGAACGCUGCCUGUGUCCUGGACCUCAGGGGAUAUUUUUUUCUUUUUUUUCUACUUCCUAGUCUGAAUCUAUCUACCUUCUUCUUGCUAUGCUGUUAUAAAAACAACCCCAUGGUUAUCUGUCUCUUCUCUGAUCCAAAAUCUAUUUGGAUUUUCAGCUGGUAACACAUAAAAUUAAACCCUGUCUCCUCUUGGAGAGCACCAAAACAAAUAAGAGUGGCCACAAACUCACACAACUGAGAUGCUUUCCAGACUCAGAGAAGCUGAGAUGCUUCAAGAAGUGAUGCUGAGGAAAAAUAAAUUGGCAAUUUCAUAAUGAGUCUGAGCAAGUGAAGGCAUGUGGUUUGUUAUAAUUAGAGCUUAUCCACUGUUAAGGGCAGAAGGGAAAAUUCUGCAAGAGUAUAAUAGAGUAGGUGGAUGAAAAAUAAAAAAUCUGCCUAGUAAAACCUAAGGGCAAAAAAAUACAACAUGUUUACUGAGAAAGUGAGGUUCUAGGUGACACUGGAAUAAGCUGUUUUGAACCUGGCCACUAGGACUCAGCAAUCUUUUUGUGAACCAGAGCAGUCCAGGCUGCUGGGCAGCCUUCAGUCUGUGAAAGCAAAGACGGGUGCUCUGUGUUAAGCAUCUCAAAGGAUAAAACACUUAAUGACAGUAGUGUAAGAGAAGUCUAUCCUGUGUUUUGUCCUGCAAAGCAAGUUUCUGGAAAGACCAAGUAAUGCUACUGCACCCACCUUUUUUCAACUCUCUGUUGGUUUACCAGCUAUUCUCCAAUUUCUCUCUUCAUGUGGUGCUGCUGAACUCUGCUGUUAUGAGUGUACAAUUAAGAAGUAAUAUAAGUACUAUAUUUAUUAUUUGAAGAAGGUUUUAAUAAUUGUUAACCAUUUUUGGAAAUAAUCAUGCCUGCUUAGCUGGACAAGAUGCAACAGAGCUAACACUUUGUACUCUUAACAGAUUCUGCAAAUAAUGUGGUGUAUAUUUAUUUCAUAUACAACAAUGCAUUCCUAUUUAAAGCCCUGACUCAAAAAAUGGAUCAGCUGUCUGUGAUUAGUUAGUUUCUGUCUUUCUAUCUCAAUAAUACAAGCAUGUACGAUGUAUUGUAUUAAUUUAAGCAAAUAAAUAUGUACUG
Molecule: messenger RNA, 6937 nt
Organism: Calypte anna (Anna's hummingbird)
Lineage: Eukaryota; Metazoa; Chordata; Aves; Apodiformes; Trochilidae
Gene: ZNF366
Product: zinc finger protein 366
Exons: 6
Coding region: 218-2416 (732 amino acids)
Biological process (GO): regulation of transcription by RNA polymerase II
Molecular function (GO): DNA-binding transcription factor activity; RNA polymerase II cis-regulatory region sequence-specific DNA binding
Source: RefSeq, a predicted model, not a curated record